Molecule: messenger RNA, 168 nt
Organism: Lindgomyces ingoldianus
Lineage: Eukaryota; Fungi; Ascomycota; Dothideomycetes; Pleosporales; Lindgomycetaceae
Exons: 2
Coding region: 1-168 (55 amino acids)
Source: RefSeq, a predicted model, not a curated record
AUGGUAAGUAGCACGGAUAGCACUGAGAGCAAGCUUUCGGAGAAAGAUAGGAGUGUAUUCUUCGCUUGUCAGGAUUCAUGCUUAUAUACGAAGCACAGGUCAUACGACCUCCAAACAGGUCAGGUGAGGCCAUACUGGCCCGUUCUGGGACAUCCGGCCUUACAGUAG